Molecule: messenger RNA, 5085 nt
Organism: Calypte anna (Anna's hummingbird)
Lineage: Eukaryota; Metazoa; Chordata; Aves; Apodiformes; Trochilidae
Gene: SPHKAP
Product: SPHK1 interactor, AKAP domain containing
Exons: 12
Coding region: 1-5085 (1694 amino acids)
Cellular component (GO): cytoplasm
Molecular function (GO): protein kinase A binding
Source: RefSeq, a predicted model, not a curated record
AUGUCCGGCCGCCCCCCGCCCGCCGCCGCCAGCAACUUUGAAUCUCCACUGAUGCAAGAAGUCCCAGAGCACCAAAGCGGCAGCACAGACAGUUCAGCAAGUAGUUUGGGAAGCUCUGUCACAGCAUGUAAGAAGAUCCUCUGCAGUAACAGUUUGCUCGAAUCAACAGACUACUGGCUACAGAAUCAGAGGACACCAUGCCAAAUUGGCUUUCUGGAAGACAAGUCAGAAAGCAACUGUGCCUCAGUUUGUUUUGUGAACUUAGAUGCAAACAGUGAUGACUGCAGCGAUGAGCAAGUGAAACAGAGGCUGAUCAGUGUCUCUCCAAAUCUCCCCAAACUUAUCAGCUCAAUCAAUGUACAGCCACCAAAGGAAAAUGAAAUAGUCCUGCUGAGUGGAUUAGCAUCAGGAAACCUUCAGGCUGAAUAUGAAGUUCCCCAGUGUCCUUGGCUGGCAGAUGUCUGCUUGGUUCAGUGUGCAAGGGGGGACAGGAAAAACAGUGCAAGCUGCAUCAUUUUUGAAAUAAACAAGUUUCUGAUUGGACUUGAGCUCGUUCAGGAGAGACAGCUGCAGAUAGAAGCUCAUGUCUUAAAGCCUGAGGAUGACACAAACUGCUCAGUGUCCUCAAUAGAAGAAGAUUUCCUCACAGCAUCUGAACACCUCGAGGAUGACAACGAGGCUGAGGAAUAUAAAACUGGUCAUGACAAACUAAGCGUUUCAGAAGCAUCUUCAGAUGCCAAAAAAAAUAAAGGAAAGGGAUUUGAAAAUCUUCACUACAGAAAAUCCAGGUUGCCAAUCAUUCAUGAAGGGAACUGCAUUAAUGAAGAUAAUGCAGCUACGAGAACCUCUGAAGCUGUGAAUGCUGUGGCUGAAGAUGGCACUUUACAACCUGCAGAUAUGUCAGACCAGGAAAUACUGAUGCAGAAGAAUUUAGAUGAAAGAGCUACUUCAUCCCUUAUCACUACCAAUUUGAUGAGUGAGGUUGAAAAUUCCUGCUCAGCACAUGUGUUAGAAGAUGUAUCUUUAACUGAAAUGGCUAAAGAGGAGCUGGUGCCUCUCUGUGUUCAGGAACCAGCAAAACACAGCAGUAAGGCAGAUGGAGAAGAUUCUGCAGGUGUUGGGCAAACUGAUCUUCCUGUGCAAAACGAGCAGGCAACUACAGGUGAGUAUGCUACAAACUUGGCAGAAUCUGUUCUGCAAGAUGCAUUCAUCAGACUGUCACAGUCCCAGCCCACUUUUAGUGAGGAGGCUGCAGUCAGCAUCUCUGUAGGAAGCUCCUCUAAGUCAGAAGAUGGAUCUGCUCCCCGAUCGUGGAAUGAACUUCCCAAGAUUGUCAUAGUGCAAAGCCCAGACAGCUCUGAAAAUGUGGCUGACUGGCCAGGGUCUGCCUUCCCCAACCUGUGCCACUGGACUGAAUCAGAAAGUUCUGCUGAAGUUUCAGAUUACUUGGAGGAAGAACACUCAAAUGGACACGGCCAGAGUGCUCUGGAAGUGGCUCUAGCCUGUGCAGCCACUGUUAUUGGGACCAUUUCCAGUCCCCAGGCUGCAGAAAAAUUCAGACGGGAUCAAGAAGCCACGGACUCUAAAAGUGGAGGAGUUGGUAGAGAAGAGCUACACCCAGAAUCUUCACAGGUAAUGGACGGCUCUGCUGACACAGAAUAUUCAUUUCCAUCUGCACUGUGUGGAAUGACCCAAGUAGCAAGUGCCGUGGCCAUCUGUGGUCUGGGGGACACAAAGGAAGAGAAGUACCCUGCAGCUUCAAGUGGCCUCCUGUCUGCUGCUCAGACUUCUGCAGCCAUCACUCUUCAUUGCAGCAUAGCUAUAGGAAGCAGCAUGGAGAAGCUCAACCAUAGCAUUGCAGAGGCACUUCUCAAAGAGGCAUCAAUCAUUUUGACAAAACCCAACACGUACAAAAACGUAGGGCAUUUUAUGGAAUCCAUAAAUGGAAAAAUUAUUGAAACAACAGCAAGGCCACAAGUUCCACAAACCAAGGAAGUAAUCAGGGAUGAACUUGCACAGAACCUGUCCAAUAUUAUCCUACGCCAUUCUAUUGAAGAGGUUAGGAAGAGGAGACUGCUACACCCCCAUGCAGAACACAGCUCAACUGCAAAAGACAUUUUCACAGAGACUGCAAAUGAGUUACUUUUUAACAUAAUCUAUUUCACUUGCAAGAAGAUGAAUGACAUAAGACAAGUUGAAGAGUGUUCUCCUCUCUUUUCUGAGGACACAAAAGCAGAUCAAGUAACAAGAGAAGCAACACAGGCAGCAGCAUAUGAAACUCCACGGAACCCCCUUGAUCACUUUGCUGUUAAGCCAUUCAGUACACCCUACAGCUCUAGUGGUGGUGAAGAUCUUGGAAGUGACACAAACACCGAGAAAUGUAUUGUGAAAGAUGCCAACAGUAAGACAAGUGCCACAUUGAAUUCAGAACCAACGAGCAGAUCUACAGGGCCGAACACACUUGCUACAAAAACAUCUCCCAAGAAAAGAUACCUGAAAAGAACUGCACGAGACUGCUACAAAUUCCCAAAUCAGAGUAACAAUCCUCAUCAAAAGAAAGACUGCAGAUCAUUUUCAGACAGAGAAAACACCUUUGCAAACAAUGAGUGCAGGCACAGUGUUCAGGAACAGCUCUCAUCCAGUGCCACCAUGAAUGCAGAAGAUGAGGUCAAGCCUAAGAGUGACACUGUGCUAAAUAAUGAUGUCCAGGUCAGUUUAUCUUUAUUAGGAAACCAUGUGUUGCUUCCUUCUCAGCCUGUGCUACAGGUGAAACAUUCAAGGGGUAAAUAUUGUAUUACUGAUUAUGCAGAAGAAUUGGCAGAAACAGUUGUCUCUAUGGCAACAGAAAUAGCUGCCAUUUGUCUUGAAAAUUCAAACGGAAAGCAGCCCUGGUUCUGUGCGUGGAAGAGAGGCAAUGAAUAUCUGGUGACCCAGAGUUUAUCAUGCAGGAGCAUGAAAAGGAAAAAGGAAACCCAUGCUAAUGGUUCAGUUGUCAGGAAGCACAGGGCCCCGAGACUUAGUGAGAUCAAAAGGAAAACUGAUGAACAUCCUGAGCUGAAGGAAAGAUUGAUGAACCGGGUGGUAGAUGAAUCCAUAAACCUUGAGGACACACCAGAUUCAGUCAACAUCUUUGCAAAUGAAGUGGCUGCCAAGAUCAUGAACCUCACUGAACUCUCCAUGGUCGAUGGCAUCUGGCAAGGUCCAAACCACCCCAGGACCAGGCUGCAUUGUGAAAGAUGGAGCCGAGCCAAGGCCUCGAGCUGCGAGAGCAUCCCAGAGGAGGACUUGGAUUCCAAAGCCUCUUUCAACACCCUUGGGCUAAUGAACACUUUUGGGCAGUCUUUGAGCCAGACCAGUUCUGUCUCCAAGCAGUCUAGUUGUGAAAGUAUUACAGAUGAGUUUUCAAGAUUUAUGGUGAACCAAAUGGAAAACGAAGGGAGAGGUUUCGAUUUAUUACUCGAUUACUAUGCAGGAAAAAAUGCAAACAACAUUUUAACUUCUGCUUUGCAACAAGUUGCCAAGAAAAAUGGUCAUCUCAAUGUAAGACCGAGCUGUCCAUCCAAACAGUCCAGCACUGAAAGCAUAACAGAAGAAUUUUAUAGGUAUAUGCUAAGAGAAAUAGAAAAGGAAAAUAAAGAGAACUUAUCUUCCCCUCUGAACUCAAAGGACUGGUGUGGCAGUUUGCUACCCCCCUCUCUACGAUCACCUUUUUGCUUUAGGCAAUCAUCAGUGCCAGACAGCAGAUCAUCAGGCUCUAGAUUAACAGUUAGUGUCCCAGUUAAGGCAAAUUCAUUAGAUGGAUUUGCCCACCAUCACCAAGAUUCCUUAAGUUUACAGCCAGGCAAUACCGUGGCUUCUUCAGGUCUUUGCAAGUCUGACUCAUGCCUGUACCAAAGAUGCAAGACUGACCAGAUAACAGAUAUGUUGAUUCAUGAGACAUGGGCAAGUUCCAUCAAAUCUCUGAUGUGCAAGAACAAAAUCAUAGCAGAUGAGGAAGAGGCUGCAGAGCUGGACCAGUUUCCCAGCGAUUCCUCACCACAGGUGGAACAAUAUGCAAACAGAUUGGCUGCAAAUAUUGUGGCAACUGGUAAAAAUUUAAUUGGUGCCCAGCAGGAUUCCUGUGAUUAUACAAGCCAAGAACACAUGCUGGAAAGCAAACAUCCCCAAAGUGCAGCUCCCAGUCGAUCAAAACUCAAAAGGGAUGCAAUACAUUUGGAUGAGAAAAAAGAGAGAAUCAAGAGCCCUGGGUGCCUCCCUGCAGGUCAGCACAGGGAAGUGCCUUUAAUUCAGAUAGAAACUGAUCAGAGGGAUGAACCAGAUAAAGCCUCAGAGUCCUCAGCUUCAUGGCACCCUGCCAGAAAGGAGGAUCAAAGCAAAGAAAAGCCCAUAGAAGCUUUGGAUGAGAAGGACACAGGUUCCAGUUCCCUAAUAAACAGCAACAGUCCUCAGAGCAGAACAGAUGCUGAAAUCCUAGGAGAGACAAAAACAGCUGAAGAGUUUCCAAACCAUCUCAGCAGCAGUGAAGAAAGCACUGGCAGCUGGUCCCAGCUUGCUAAUGAUGAGGACAAUCCUGAUGACACAAGCAGCUACCUGCAACUCAGCGAGAGAUCCCUAAGCAAUGGCAACAGCAGUACAACUAGCAGUCUUGGCAUUAUGGACCUGGAAAUUUAUCAGGAGAACGUGCCAUCUUCUCUUAUGACUAAUGAAUUAGUAGAAGAAAAGGUUUUCCUUAAAGAACAGACAGAAAAUACAGAGGAAAGCACGUGUGGGCUUUCAGUGGGAACAGCCAAUUGUCAGAAAGAUCUCCUGGUGAUAAACUUUGAUCUGGAACCUGAGUGCCCAGACGUGGAGCUGCGAGCCACCCUGCAGUGGAUAGCUGCUUCUGAACUUGGAAUUCCAACCAUCUAUUUUAAGAAAUCUCAGGAAAACAGAAUUGAAAAGUUUUUAGAUGUUGUGCAACUGGUUCAACGGAAGUGCUGGAAAGUGGGGGAUAUCUUUCAUGCCGUGGUGCAGUACUGCAAGCUGAGUGAGGAAGGCAGAGAAAUGCCACCCAGUCUGUUUGACUGGCUUCUGGAAUUGGGUUAA